Hyla sarda is the source of this 3357-nucleotide messenger RNA. It is a transcript of the gene SGPL1, whose product is annotated as sphingosine-1-phosphate lyase 1. Gene Ontology annotation, cellular component: endoplasmic reticulum. The transcript is spliced from 14 exons. Bases 142 to 1836 code for a protein of 564 amino acids. Gene Ontology annotation, biological process: sphingolipid catabolic process; carboxylic acid metabolic process. Gene Ontology annotation, molecular function: pyridoxal phosphate binding; sphinganine-1-phosphate aldolase activity. Lineage: Eukaryota; Metazoa; Chordata; Amphibia; Anura; Hylidae. The record is from RefSeq and is a predicted model, not a curated record.
CUGGAGGAGUGGUGAGGGAGGCAGGAGGAGCUGGAGGAGCCGGCUGGCAAUGAGCAGCAGAGCUUUAAAUCAGGGAAGGAGAGCGGCCCGGAGAUAGGCGACCUCUGCCCUCCUGUCACCAGUCCCGACUGACGCCGCGACAUGGACUUACAGAAAACGGUUAUGGAUUAUAAAGAAAUUGCUCUACAAUAUGUGCUUGACAUCCGAAGCUUUCUGAAUGAUUCUCUCAAAGAACUUGAACCAUGCCACCUUAUAAUACUGACAUUUGCCUCCACAUUGGUGGUGGUAUGGGUGUAUAACUUUGUCUUUCAACGAGAGAGUAUAACGUCCAGAUGUAAGAAGCAAUUUUUCCGCUUGGUCCGGAAAUUGCCUUAUAUAGGUUCAAAGAUCCAGAAGGAACUGGAUAAAGCAUUAAAUGAUAUGGCUCAUAAAGUGCUAAAUGCAAAAGAUGGAAUGAGCUUUGUGAAAACCCUCCCACGCAGUGGACUAAAGCAAGAACAAGUUAUGGAGAAGCUGAAAGAAUACACUGCUCUAGGGGAGGUAUCUUGGGAACAAGGCAAAGUGUCUGGAACAGUUUAUAGUGGAGAUGAACAGCUUACCCAACUUCUUGUGAAGGUGUAUGGAGAGUUUGCAUGGAGUAACCCUUUACAUCCUGAUGUUUUCCCUGGUGUGCGUAAAAUGGAAGCUGAAAUAGUAAGAAUGGCGUGUAACCUUUUCAACGGUGGCCCUGAGACAUGUGGAGCAGUGACAUCUGGAGGUACUGAAAGCAUUUUGAUGGCCUGUAAAGCAUAUAGAGAUUUGGCAUAUGAAAGAGGAAUAAAGUACCCAGAAAUCGUCGCUCCAGUAAGUGCCCAUGCUGCAUUUGAUAAAGCUGCUCAUUACUUUGGAAUGAAAAUGGUGCAUGUUCCCCUGGAAAAUAAAACCAUGAGAGUGGAUGUGAAGGCCAUGAGAAGAGCAAUCUCUAAAAACACAGCUAUGCUGGUUUGUUCUGCCCCACAGUUUCCACAUGGUGUUAUUGAUCCUAUAGAAGAAGUCGCAAAGCUGGCAGUAAAAUACAAAGUUCCAUUUCACGUGGAUGGCUGUUUAGGUGGAUUCCUCAUUGUGUUCAUGGAGAAAGCUGGCUUCCCUCUUCCGCCAUUUGACUUUAGGGUCAAAGGAGUGACCAGUAUCUCAGCAGACACUCAUAAGUAUGGCUUCGCUCCUAAAGGGUCUUCAGUAAUACUAUAUAGCCACAAGGACUAUAGGCAUUAUCAGUUCUUUGUCACCUCAGAUUGGCCAGGAGGACUGUAUGCGUCUCCCUCUAUAGCUGGGUCUCGACCUGGUGGCAUUGUAGCUGCUUGUUGGGCAACAAUGAUGCACAUGGGAGAAGAUGGAUAUGUUCAAGCCACCAAGAAUAUUAUUUCAACUGCACGAUUAAUCAUAAAAGAGUUGCAAAAAAUGAAAGAAAUAUUUAUUUUUGGAAAUCCUGAAGUUUCAGUAAUAGCAAUUGGUUCAGAGGUUUUUGAUAUCUAUCGCUUGUCCAACUCUCUGACUGCGAAAGGCUGGAAUCUGAAUACACUCCAAUUCCCACCAAGUAUUCAUAUAUGUCUGACAUUGCUGCACACAAAACCUGGAGUAGCACAACUUUUUGUGAAGGAUAUCCAAGACUCUUUGUCAGUAAUAAUGGAAGAUCCUGGAGCCAAAACUACUGGAGUGGGUGCAAUCUAUGGGAUGGCACAGACAAUUCCUGAUCGGUCCUUGGUCACUGACAUUUCGAAAGCCUUCCUGGACUGUUUGUAUCUCACAGAGUUACCACCCAGUGCCAAACAGAUAAAUGGCUCACCUGGAAACCACUAGACAUUACUACUUUCCUUAAGGCGGUACUAUUCACAAUGGUUACACAGGGCAGCAGAAUCUUAGAGACUGCUUCUUUGUACCUUUUUUACUUUUGUUGACUUUCAGGGGACAUGUCUUUUUGAUAUUUUAAAAGCCCAGUGAGUAAGGUACUUGUUGCCUAGAAGAUUUUUCCUUACAUACAGAUUGUACAUGAAUUAUCUGUCUCAAAGUUCUGAGAAUUCUUUGUAGCAACGUGUUUAUCUUUAAACAGUGUCUUUCUCUUUAAUAUGUUUUCACAUGUUCCCUUCUGUUCCUACUUAAAAUCAUGUCUGUUUCACAUAGUUUUGAUGUUCUGAAUAACUAUUGCAUCACAUUAUUCUCACCUGAUACAUUUUCUGUGGUUUUUUUUUGUAUUACCAUCCUACUCCUUUUAUUAUGGUCACAGCAAAAAAAAGUUCCAAAAUAGAUGUUCAGGCGUUAAUGCUCGGGUAUGCCAUCAGUGUGCAGUCAAUGGAAGUUCAACCCCUGAGAUCAUCCCAUCAUUAGAACAAAAUGGUAGCAUUAGGACAGUCUCGCACAAUGGAACUCUUGUACAUGAUUAGUGAGUAUAGUGUAGUUGGUGAUAUAUGGAGAGACAAAUCAUCAGAAAGUGUUACAGGUAGGAAAUGGUAAUAUGUAAGUGUCCAGCUUCAGCCCAGAAAAGGGGAUUGGAUCUUUACAUGUUGUUCCAGUCUGGGUCAGUAUGGGCAUAAGGGUUCUCAUGUGCAACAGGCUACCAAAAACACAGCACAUUUAUGGUAUGUUCUGAUAUUAGAAUUGGCAUUUGUUAUCUGUAAACAUUUUUGCAUCUUUUUUUUUUUUUUCUUAUUUGGCAUUAAAAUAAAUCUGAAAAAUGGUUGUGGAUUUCUAUGUAAACUUCCACACAUGUGUAGUGACAUUGCUUAUUUGAAAAAUGUUUAAUGACCAGUUAUCUAGUGUAUAAAAAAAAAAAAAACGUUGGGUAGGGCAGAAGUGUCAGAUUGUGGGGGGUCAUGACUGCUGGGACCCCCUGCGAUCUCCAGCUCACCUCCCUGGCUCUCUCCAUGAAUGAAGUAGACCACUGCACUAAGUGCUGACCCACUUGCAUUUGUGUAUCUCCAGCUCUCCCAUAGAGAUGCAUGGAGGGGGCAUGUUGGCCACCACUUUAUGCCGGACUACUAUUUUAAAUGCACAGUUACAUUCCAUACAUGGCUAUCCUUUACUUGUUACAGGACAGAGGUUAUGGAUUAUUUUCUAUCCAAUACUCCUUUUUUGUUUGCAUGUGAUAACAGGCAGAGCUCAGGCAUGUACGUGUUCUGUGCAUGAGUAUAGCUGUAGGGGGUUCACCCUGGUCCUUCCAGCACCAAACCCCAAUCACCAAAAGGUGACUGGGUAUGAAACCCCUCUACUUAUAAAUUCCCCUCUUACAGAAUAUUUGGGAUGUAUUAAAAUGUCACUUUUAGAGAUGAGCGAACUUACAGUAAAUUCGAUUCGUCACAAACUUCUCAGCUCGGCAGUUGCUGA